AUGUCGAGGCGGAUCCUCGUGACUGGCGCCACGGGGAAUCAAGGCGGCUCCGUAGCCAAGCUCCUCCUGCAAUACCCGAGCGAGUACACCGUGCGCGUGCUGACGCGAAACCCGGACUCGGACGCCGCGAAGCAGCUGGCCCAGCAAGGCGCUGAGGUCGUCAAGGGGGAUCUGACGGAUGUGUCGACGCUGGAUGCCGCGUUCGGGGACUGCUGGGGCGCGUUUGUCGUGACGAACUUCUACGAUGCGACGAUCAAAGACGACCCGGCCAGCGAGGAACAGCAGGGCCGCAACGCCGCGCUGGCGGCCCAAAGGGCCGGGGUGUCGUGCUUCGUCUGGUCGACGCUGCCGUCGUCGGUCGACAUCUCCAAGGGCCAGGUGUGCUGCGAGAUCUACGAGGGGAAGCACCGCGUCGACAGCUUCAUCCGGGACGAGCUGCGGUUCGACGCCGCCGUGUUCGUCUUCACGGGCAACUUUUACGAGAACAUGGUCUUGAGAGGCCACGUGGUGAGGACGGACGACGGCAAGGCCCUCGAGUUCCGGCAGCCCAUCAUCCAGCAGGACACGACGCUCCACAUGGUCUGGGUCGAAAAGGACCUGGCUGGCGUGGCCAAGGCGAUAUUUGACAACUGGGACCAGCGCAAGGAGCAGCUGAGAUUCCGCUAUCUCUACGCCAUGGACGCCAUCCACACUCCGCGUGAGAUAUGCGAGGUGAUACAGCGCGUCACGGGUCUACCGACGAAGUACGUGGUGCUGCCUACGACGGGCAACGAACAACGAGAUAUCAUGUUCACCCUGUACAACAAGACGGGCACUUACCCGGGCGUGGCGCUGCCUGAUCAGAACGUACUCGAUCUCGGAGUCGAAUUGCACGGACUGGAACAGUUUGUGAAAGAAAGACUCGUGCCACACUUGGGACUGGCAUGA
Cladophialophora immunda is the source of this 927-nucleotide messenger RNA. RefSeq lists its product as uncharacterized. NCBI's taxonomy places the organism in Eukaryota, Fungi, Ascomycota, Eurotiomycetes, Chaetothyriales, Herpotrichiellaceae. The coding region runs from base 1 to 927 and encodes 308 amino acids. The transcript is spliced from 5 exons. The record is from RefSeq and is a predicted model, not a curated record.